CUCCGCGCAGCGCCAAAACACUCCGCUUUACCAAAUAAACCAUAUCCUAACCGAUCAUUGAAACCAAGACCAAGAAGGAAACACACACCGUGGACUUCCAACACUCACCUAUAUAAAUCCCUCCCUCGAUCUCCUUACUUACCCUAAUCCCACCCUCUCCUUUGUAAAACCCUGAAAAUCCUCUCCUUUGUAAACCCUGAGAAUCAUCUAGGGUUUAGUUCUUACCGGCCCCUCCCCCGAGGCGCCGACCGAUCAUGGACGACGAGUCAGACUAUAUGUACGAUGAUGAGGAAUCAAAUGAUCAGGAAGAUUACGAUGAGGAAUCAAAUGAUCAGGAAGAUUACACUGUUCUGAAAGAGGAAGAGAUUGCCAAACUUCAAGAGGAUGAUAUCAAUGAAGUGUCUAAUGUCCUCUGUAUAUCGCAAUCAGCUGCCUGUUUUGUCCUGACUCAAUUCAACUGGAAAGUGAUCGACCUCAAAGACGACUGGUUCGCCGACGAAGACGGAAUCCGGCAAAAAAUGGGUCUGUUGGAGAAGCCUGUGGUUCAAUUUGCGGAAAAGCAAAGAAGUAUUUGCGGGAUAUGUUUCGAUGGUUACAACUAUGGAUGGAUGUAUUGGGCUGCGUGCGGUCAUCCUUAUUGUGGACAGUGCUGGAGGGGUUACGUCAGCGCAGCGAUCAAGGAUGGUCCGCUGUGUUUGAUGCUGAGGUGUCCUGAACCGUCGUGCAGGGCGGCGGUUGGUCGUGACUUGGUCUUGGUGUUGGUGUCGAAACAGGAGUACGAGAGGUACAGGUACUAUCUGUUGAGAUCUUAUGUCGAACAGCACCUCAAGAUCAAGUGGUGUCCUGCUCCGGGUUGUAAGUACGCUGUUAAGGUUGAUAGCUUUGCGAACAGAGGUUAUGAUGUUUCGUGUCUUUGUUCGAAUAGCUAUUGCUGGAAUUGUACGGAGGAGAAUCACCGUCCGGUGGAUUGUGAGACGGUGAGGAAGUGGAUCAUGAAGAACAAGGAUAGCUCGCAAAAUGCGGAGUGGAUAUUGGUUAACACCAAGCCAUGUCCAAAAUGCAAGAGACCAAUUCAGAAGAACCAAGGGUGUCAUCAUAUGACUUGCUCAGCUCCUUGUAGGUAUGAAUUUUGCUGGUAUUGUCUUAAGAAAUUCGAGAGCUACUCUGCUGCAUGUUGCAAUGCGUAUAGGGGAAAUUAUGAUGAGAUGAAGGAGUUGAAGUUGGAGCCGGAUAAGAAGAAGCUGAAGCAUCAUUUAGAUAGGUACGUUCAUUAUUACGAGCGAUGGGCAAGCAAUCGGACUUCGAAGGAAAAGGCCAUCGAGUCUUUGAAUGAGAGGCAUGGCAACAGAUAAUUGAAUGUAGGCAGGUACUGCGGUGGAGCUAUGCGUAUGGCUACUACAUGCCUGAGGAUGAGCCUCUUAAGGCAAAGCUGUUUGAGCACUUACAAGGUCACGCAGAAAACAGGCUUGAGAGGCUUCACAAAUGCGCCGUGACUGGAUUGCAGCCAUUCCUUUCUUCUGAGGAGGAACUAAAGGAUAGUUUCAACAAAUUUCGCAUUGAAC
Molecule: messenger RNA, 1562 nt
Organism: Fragaria vesca subsp. vesca
Lineage: Eukaryota; Viridiplantae; Streptophyta; Magnoliopsida; Rosales; Rosaceae
Product: probable E3 ubiquitin-protein ligase ARI5-like
Exons: 2
Coding region: 255-1352 (365 amino acids)
Biological process (GO): protein polyubiquitination; positive regulation of proteasomal ubiquitin-dependent protein catabolic process; ubiquitin-dependent protein catabolic process
Cellular component (GO): ubiquitin ligase complex; cytoplasm
Molecular function (GO): ubiquitin conjugating enzyme binding; ubiquitin protein ligase activity; zinc ion binding
Source: RefSeq, a predicted model, not a curated record